Molecule: messenger RNA, 543 nt
Organism: Xiphias gladius (swordfish)
Lineage: Eukaryota; Metazoa; Chordata; Actinopteri; Istiophoriformes; Xiphiidae
Product: gamma-crystallin M3-like
Exons: 3
Coding region: 10-543 (177 amino acids)
Biological process (GO): lens development in camera-type eye; visual perception
Molecular function (GO): structural constituent of eye lens
Source: RefSeq, a predicted model, not a curated record
ACUGUAGCCAUGACCAUGGGAAAGAUCAUCUUCUACGAGGACAGGAACUUCCAGGGUCGCUCCUAUGAGACCAGCAGCGACUGUGCCGACAUGUCCUCCCACCUGAGCAGGUGCCACUCCUGCAGGGUUGAGAGUGGCUGCUUCAUGGUCUACGACCGCACUAACUUCAUGGGAAACCAGUUCUUUGUGAGGAGGGGAGAGUACGCUGACUACCAGCGUUUGGGCAUGACUGAUUGUAUCAGGUCUUGCCGCUUAAUCCCCAUGCACAGAGGCCAGUUCAGGAUGAGGAUCUACGAAAGGGAGAACUUCGCCGGUCAGAUGCAGGAGCUGGUUGAGGACUGCGACAACAUGGUGGACCGCCUCCAUAUGUCCGACUGCAUGUCCUGCCACGUGCUGGAGGGACACUGGCUGAUUUACGAGCAGCCCAACUUCAGAGGCAGGAUGGUCUACCUGAGGCCCGGAGAGUACAGGAGCUUCAGGGACCUGGGACUGGGAGUUCUGAAGUUCAUGAGCAUGAGGCGUAUCAUGGAUUCCUGUUAUUAA